Messenger RNA from Suillus fuscotomentosus, 2518 nucleotides. RefSeq lists its product as uncharacterized. The transcript is spliced from 5 exons. The record is from RefSeq and is a predicted model, not a curated record. Bases 1 to 2406 code for a protein of 801 amino acids. Lineage: Eukaryota; Fungi; Basidiomycota; Agaricomycetes; Boletales; Suillaceae.
AUGGAGAAACCCGAAGAAAAACCAAAAAAUGCGAAGGCUGGUAUGGCCAAGGAUGCUGCAGAGAAGCCACCAAGAAAGACAAAGAAAACGAAGGAGACCGAAAACCCCACGGAGACCUCGAGCCUACCAAUAUCAGCUCCUGAGACACCUGCUCCGACAAAAGGCCGCAAGAAAGCUGCAAUCGCGGGAGCUUCAGAGGCUCCAGCUCCGAAAGAAAAGAAGACUAGGCAAAGCAAAGCAACAAAAGCCAAGGCUUCUGAUGCAGAUGCUGGCCCAAUUGUCAAUCCAAUAAAUAUUCAGGACAUUGUGAAUUCAAUAGCACGUGCCUCGGAGGAGUUGGCUAAACAGAAUAAUACCAAUACUGAGGUGAAUUCGGUUAACACUUCCCAGUCGUCCAUUUCACUGGCCCCCCCUGUAAUUACGACCACGAAAGGUGGUGUGUCAUCUAUUCCGCUUUGCCAUGCUUGCUCUGGUUCCUUUCAUCCCCUGUAUCAAUGCCCAACGGUGCUGGCAGGCCAGGAAGCGAUACAGAAUAGAAUUGAGGAAUUGAGGAAAGCAGGGGCAAAGAAGUAUCAAGUCACUAUCAAAGAUUUGGAGUCGUUGUUAAAGUCCCCUAGCGCUGCAGUGCCUUCCGCAAAACGCGGCGCUGCAGAUACUGCGAAGCCAUCACGGACUACGAUAGCAGAUAAGGAGUCUCCACCUUCUUGGACGCCCCUUGUGCCAAGUCACUCGCUACUUUCAGAGGUGACUGUGGAGAGCCGCGACGAAGGAAGCAGUUCGGAGGAAGAAGACGAGAUUGCUCAAGAACAAGAACAAGAGGAGCAUGGACCUGACCCCGGUCAGCGUUCGCUCGAAGACGUUGAUUUGGACGCCAUCAUGCGAGGUCCGGGGUCAAUCAAGCUUCGUAACUUGAUCGAUACCUUGGAGUCGAAAGAGGAUGAAUCAGACACCGAGAACGAAGACGACGACAUCGGACCUCUGGAAGUGGAAGAUGAUGGCGAGAAUGAGCGGAAAUACCGUCGAUUAUCGCAGCGCUGGGUCAAUUCAUCUGAAGAGGAAGGGGAUGAAGACGACGAGAGCGAGCAGCGCUCAAUAUCCCCGCCGAUACAAAAGGUUUCCGAGCCAUUGCCUUCAACUGCCACGCCAAAACCUUCUGCAGGUCCUGAUGAGACGUCCAAUGCUACAGACCCGGCUGGAAGCAAGAAAGACGGUGUGCAAGGUGCUUUUCACACGAAUGCCACCCGCGUUUCUGUGUCAAAGGUUCAGGAUAGCGACAAUGACUCGGCCAAAGAUGCUGGGGAAGCACCUGUGGCUGCAGACCUGGACAAAGCAUCGGAUACAUCACCUGCCCGUGGUGCUGCGCUCUCUCGUAAUAAAGUCGACACUCACGAUGACCCUAUUGAACCAGCCGACGAUCUGAUGGAAUUUCAGCACGUGAUAUCAUCUGAUAAUGAUCCCAUCGAAGUUAUAACGCCGCCAACUCAGAAAACUGCAAGACCACCUUCCCCAGCAGCCCACUCGACUCCAAAGUCCGGCAUAGUAAAACGGAUGAAGGAUCGACACGGGCAACUUCUCAGCCCGUCUCAGUUUCCUGUACGUGCUGAUGAAUCCAAGGUCAAUGGAUCCCAGAGAGCAGGCGCUGAGGGGAAGAAGAAUACUGCCACUCGGACAGGCAAUGAUAAACCGUCGAUCCGCGGCGGUAAGGCAGCAACACGGACAGAUCUCCCUCGCAUCUCUUCGCAACCAACGAAAAGGAGCACAAAUUUGAACGGCCAUGGCGUAACACCGUCACAUUCGCAACCUUUAUCGAAACCUCCAGCUUCUCUUGCCAAAUGGUCUUCCCUUCGUGUACCUUCGCCGUCUAUUUUGGUGGAAGAACUUGAUAGUUCUCCCACUGGACAGGGUGGCAAACUUGCUGGCAAAGCAUCUGAUCAACACAGCCCGGGAGAACAUUCUGAUGAUGAUUCAGCAGGCAAAGCCGGCGGGUCACUUUUCACGUUGCCGGCGAGCCAAGUACCCUUUCCACACUCGCAGUACAAGGCAUCUAUCCAGAAACACAUGGAGGUAGUUUCGGACUCGGAAUCUGAAUCCGAGGCGGAGGCCGGAGCCGAGAAGAGGAAGACGACCAAUGCUAAAACGCGCAGAUCGAUACCACCCUACCGCAGACUGACGGAUAUCGCGAGUCAAGCAACGCUUUUCUCGCAAAGUAAUCCUGUCGCACCUCGUGCGGGCACCAUAGUUAACGGUAUGGGAGGGCAGGUGGAUGAUGAUGAUGACGACGACGAUGACGACGAUUCGUCAUCUGAAUCUGAUAACGAGGGCCAGUCGCACAUCCCACAAGCGAACAGGGCAGGGAAGCUCCGCUCGAAAAAGACUAAGGGACUUUUAGCGUCUAUGGUUUAUUGAUGAUCUCGUUCACGGCCUCCCAUAUUACUUUUUUCUUCUACAUACUUGCGCUGAUAGAAUUCGUUUCUCUUUUGUGUACAGUUAAUGAAGCAAACAAGAGUAUCCUAGGAAA